Molecule: messenger RNA, 1048 nt
Organism: Paramecium octaurelia
Lineage: Eukaryota; Ciliophora; Oligohymenophorea; Peniculida; Parameciidae
Source: the annotation of a GenBank genome assembly
AUGAUAAGGAGUGUAAUAAAAUGCAUUUUUUAAAGUACUAUGGUAAUGUUAAAUAAUAGUAAGAUAACCCAAAGUUUUAUAUAUGAUCAAUCCUGACCCAAUAUUUUAUGCAGAAAUGGAUGAUCUUAUAAUUAACUAAUUAACUUAGCAAAAUGCUUAAGUUUAAAGAGUAAAUCUAUAGGACAUAAGUUUCACAGUCGGAAAUGUAAAAUCAUGUUAUUUUCAAAGGAAUUUAAAUUUUAUAUAAAUAACGAGCUAAUAGAUUUUGAUGCAUUCUUAGCGUAUGGAUACAUGAAUCCUAAGCAUUUUCUUGAUUAUUUGUAUAUUAACUAGGCAGUUCAUGCAUCAGGUAGAAUAACUUUGCAUAAACCUGAGACAGAACACAUACUCUACAAUAAAUUACUUUAAUAUAUCAACUUUUCAAAGUACAACAUACCUUUUCCAAAAAUUGGAGCGGCAUUUUCAAUAAAUUCAUUUAAAUCAGUUAUAUAAUAAUUUGAUGAAGAAGCAAUCAUGAAAGAUGUUCAUGGAUAUUCAGGAAUAGGAGUGCACCUAACUCAUUGUAGAAACAAUAGUGUAGAAAUGUAUUCACGUGCUUUGUGGAAAUAAGAACAACAAAUAUCUUAAGUGUAUGUUGACGAUUGUCCUGGAAAAUCGGUGAGAGUCCUCGUAAUAGGAGGGAAAGCAGCAUCAGUUGCUGAAUUUAAGUUUAGUAAAGUAAAAUAUGAUUUGGAUUUUAAAAUAGAAUUUUAGGUCAGUUGGUUUAAGUGAAGAGGCUUCAGUAGAGUCACUAAUGAAUUCAGAGAGGAAGGAUAUAUAUUUUGAUCUGGCUGAAAAAGCAUGUCUAGCUAUUGAUGACAAUUUAACAGUUGGUGGAGUGGAUAUAUUGGAUUCUAAGAGAUUUGGGUUAUAGGUUUUGGAAGUAAACAGUUGCCCUGAGAUUUGUGAUUCUAUAGAUGCUACUAAUCUACCUUUACUCGAGUAUUUUGGAUAGGCUUUCCUUAAAAAAAUAAAAAUUUGAUUUUGUUUUGGGCAUUUUAUAAUUAAC